UGUCGGCGAUUUGUUUGCGAAAUGCUUUGACGAAACUGAAGUAAAUAAAGGAAAUUAUAUAUGCGCAGCUGAUAAUAGCAAAUAGUUAGUUGACGGAUUUGAUGGAGAGUUUUACAGGUUUCUAUGAGUGAGGCAGACGAUUGAUCUUUAGGUUGCAAGAUGAUGGAAAUGUUUUCUUUGAACGUUGUGCUCCCAGUGGCUGGUAUCGCUACUUUGAUGUUUAUUGUAACUUUAGUGUUCUGCUGCUAUGUUUGGAGAUUAAACAAGAUGGCAAACAGAGAGCUUGGAUACAAGAUGAUACAAUAUAAAGGAUUGCAGAAGAGGACAAAGAGUGAUAUAUGUGCAAUAUGUUUAGAAGACUACCGAUGGAAGGAAAAUGUAGCAUUAUGCAAGUGCAAUCAUGCAUUUCAUAAGAGAUGUCUAGAAGAUUGGCUGUACUUGCGAAAUACGUGUCCGGUGUGUAAGACGACAGUCCGGGCGUUCAUCCGGUCAUCACAGAAGCCGCUGCGGAGACCUCACUACACACAACACGAACAUGAGCGACAAGUGGCUACCGCGGAGCGAGCCAUGCAGGUGGAGCCACCGUCGCCAGCGGAAACGCAACCGGUCCUUCAUUCAAACGUGCAGAUAGAAGUCGUAUGAGCGGGAAAUGUUUUUAUUGCAAUUGUUAUCGUAUUUCCAAGCAGCACCUGGGUUUGUCGAGUGAAAUACCUCGAUGGGACGCGUCCGAGGUAAACAUGUAGACGGUUACAUGUAUGGCAACAGUUUGUUUCACCCAUUUUGGGAAAAAUAAGUUUAUACAGUAUUACUGUCACAUACAUUUAAAUGUCUUUGUCUGGAGUUGUUUCAGUCAGUGGGACUGUUACCUUCGUAAUAAUUUGUCUUGAUAAUUACUUUGUAUGACAAGUUGCAGAAAGUGUGUGGAUGCUAUUCUAUUCAAUACAUACAAUACUUUAUAUAAUUCUACAUUAUAAAAUAAUAAUUAUUUUGCCAAAUUAUAUCAGCCAUAAUUUAUUUCUAGUCAGUAUCGAAUUGAAUCCCGAGUAAUUAUUUUUUAAGUGUUUUUCUUGUAUUGACGCCUUGUAUUAUCCUAUAUUAUAUGUCUUUUGUUGUUUAGUAUACACUCGAAGUUGGUGUUUCUUAUAAUGUGCAUGCUAGGUCAGCACAAGCCAACCUACCUAAAGCUGGGUUUACACUACCAACUUUAUGUUGACGAAUUGGACCAAUUUCGCAAUUCGGCAACUCCGAGUUGGUGAAAAUAGAUCAUGUUCUAAUCUCCAACUAGUUGCUAUCGAUCGGUUGGUCGCGCAACUUUUGCGUUUACACUGCCGAUUGUUGGUUGUAUAGUUGGGAAGUUGGUCCAAUUCGCCAAUUUGCCAACACAAAGUCGGUAGUGUAAACCCAGCUUAAUACCAAGUCUAAAUAUCUCGGGCAUCUCGGCUAUAUCUAGUGAUUAGGAAUCGAUACAUUUGUUAAACGAGGAAACCCAAAUGAGCAAACAAGUGUGCACACGUACGCCUUGUCGAAUUCUAUAAGUUUAUUAGUUCAACCUGGCUCAUGGUAAAAUCGUUUUAAUUUUGGUAAUUUAGGGAAGGAAAAAUGACACUGUUAUGUGAGAUCGCCUAUUGUGAUUACUGAACACAAUUAAAAGACAAGAAUAUCGUUAAUGAUGGGAUUUAUUUUUCUCAUCUUUCCAAACCAAAGAUUAGAGCAACAAAAUUGUAUGGUUGUCCCUUUCAGCUAUAUACUAGGUAUGGCCAUUUUAUGUUCAAUAUAUUAAGCUGGCUCCAGGAGAUUUCAAAUUUGUGAUUAAUCACCUGACGAUAUGAUGGACAUCUUGUAUUUAUAAUUAGUUAUUGGGAUUACCUCUUUCUAAUUAUAGUGUUUACUGUCACUAGCAGUGAGAGCAUACAUCUAGAGCUGCCUCGGAAAUUUCUUUCUUCCAUGUACAUUUUGUAUAUCUUCACCAAGCUCUGUAUCCUAUAUCGGCAUUGGUAAUAAAUAGUUACUACCUGUUACUUAAUCUUGGUGCCACUAUGAUAUAACUGAUAUAAGGCACUGGACGGUAUCAAUUGAUGGUAAUUGCCAAAAUCUAUGCAAUGAAAUUAUUGGUAGACGUGCACUGCAUGCAUAUCUGUUCCCAUAUAAUUAAGUGCUCAUUAACAUUAUUAUUAGUUAGUGUUAAUUGCCUCCUGAUUUAAUACACUGGUAAAUAUUUUCUUUAGCAUUUCUACUCAUAUUGUGCACUUUGGAGUUUGAAGUGUAAGUAAAUGGUAUAUAUAGCUCUUGAUAUAUAUGUAUACAUACAUACUAGUGAGUUCCCACCCAACCGGCCCCUUACUAUCUGCCGUGAAAGGUGGCAAUUGUCUUGUUAGGCGUUUACGUUUACAUGAUACGCGUACAAAUACGCGUUACAAAUACGUGAUACACGUUUUUGAUGGUGUAUCAUUCUGUAAAGUUGCUGCGUACAGCUACAUUCGAAGUGGUACUUUCAACUUUGACGAAAAUCAGGUUUUAUAACUACUUUCUCAUAUGUUGUGAUAUGUUGUGAUAUGUGAUGUUUCAUGUUGACACACUGUGAAUUGGGGCUGUCAACUGUGGUCUGGCAGUUAACUGCCUAACCCUACCACACAUGAUCUGCAGGGAAAUAUAAUGGAAAUAAAUGGUUCUACUUAGAAAGGGAAACUAAUCCCAGAACGUUCUAGGCAGGUUACAUUAAAUUUGUGAUCUUUACUUGACAGGGAAUUUCAGUUCAAUAUGUUACUGUAUUCGAUUUUUUAAAUGCGAAUGAAUACCAGAUUUUCAAAGUUAAAUACAGAAAGAAAGCAUCGUCCUUAUGAAAAACGUAA
This is a messenger RNA of Priapulus caudatus, 2849 nucleotides long. Its product is annotated as RING finger protein 24-like. The record is from RefSeq and is a predicted model, not a curated record. NCBI's taxonomy places the organism in Eukaryota, Metazoa, Priapulida, Priapulimorpha, Priapulimorphida, Priapulidae. Bases 160 to 642 code for a protein of 160 amino acids. The transcript has 6 exons. Gene Ontology annotation, biological process: protein ubiquitination. Gene Ontology annotation, molecular function: ubiquitin protein ligase activity.